AGUACAUCUACAAUUUCGCGAUCAUGGCGGACGGUGGUAUGCUCUUGAACUUUGACAUUGGCGGUGAUGCUCCGCCAAAGAGGCAGGUCAAGUUCACAGGCGGUCGCUGGAGAGAUCGGGUUCAUGCUCAGAGAAGCGCACGAAAGAAUGGCGAAGGGCAUCCGACAUCAGCCAAUUUCACCCCGCUGUCCAAUGAUCGACGACACACUCACCAUGAAUACGAUCACGAUGAGAGGCCAGCAAAGCGUCAGAGGACAUUUGGCGACUCAAAUGGACGAACAGCGCACUCUGGGAAUGACACAUUCAAUACAGGCCCUAGACAAACCAAUGCGCCUGGUGGUGUUACAUCUAGAUUAUUUACCUCCAAUCCGACACCGAGAACCGUCUUCGAGGACGUAGUAGAGGAGACCGAACCCGCAAAGCCAUCUAAUGCUCCAUUAUCAGACGAAGCCGAAAACUUCCGCGCCCUCGGAUUGUCUCCGCGCAUCGCACAGCACUUAUCAUCUAAGCUUGAGAUGAAGGCGCCGACUUCUAUACAAAAGAACACUAUUCCACUGCUUAUAAAAGACGACAGCGAUGCUUUCCUGCAGGCCGAGACUGGAUCGGGGAAAACUCUAGCCUAUCUAUUACCCAUUGUUCAACGGAUUAUAGCCUUGAGUCAAAAUGAAGACGGUUCUAAUACUGGAACUCGAAUACAUCGCGAUUCAGGCUUGUUCGCUCUUAUACUAGCUCCGACGAGAGAAUUAUGCAAGCAAAUCGCUACCGUGUUGGAGAAGGUCCUGAAUUCCACCCCUUGGAUCGUUAGUACGACCGUGAUAGGAGGAGAGAGUAAAAAGUCCGAAAAGGCUCGAUUAAGGAAGGGCGUUAAUAUAUUGAUCGCCACGCCUGGUCGUCUCGCCGACCAUCUAGACAAUACAAAAGUCCUAGACGUCGGUACUGUGAGAUGGCUAGUUCUCGAUGAAGGGGAUAGACUAAUGGAGAUGGGAUUUGAAGAAGAGCUGAAAAGCAUCGUGGGAAAAAUUCGCCAGGAGAAAUUGAAAGAGACGAAUAAGGAGGGAGUAACCCUUAGCGCCUUGCCACAACGUCGUGUCACAGUCCUCUGUUCCGCCACAAUGAAGAUGAAUGUACAAAAACUGGGCGAAAUCAGUUUACAAGACGCUAUCCACAUCACGGCAUCCAAGUCAGAAAGCGAGAACGAUGUGGUAAUCAAUGCCAAAGACGCUGGUUUUAGCGCGCCAUCUCAACUGAAACAGUCUUAUAUCGUUGUCCCAGCUAAAUUACGCCUGGUCACAUUGAUAGCACUGCUCAAGUCUGCCUUCGCUCGCAAAGGAUCGGUCAUGAAAGCUAUCAUUUUUAUCUCUUGCGCCGACUCGGUCGACUUUCACUUCGACUUACUCCGCUCUACAUCGUCUCAGUCCUCUUUAUCUAACGAUACAUCCCCUACGAAAGACACCGUUGCCGACGCUGCUUACAUCACAUCGCCAGCAAACCCCGAUAUAACCCUCCUCAAACUCCACGGCUCCCUCCAGCAACCUGUUCGCACAUCCACUUUAGCCGCCUUCCACGCCUCCAAGAACCCGUCCGUGCUCAUCACCACCGACAUCGCGUCUCGUGGUCUUGACGUACCCGCAGUCGACCUUGUCAUCGAGUAUGACCCUGCCUUCAGCAUUGAUGACCACGUCCACCGUAUCGGCCGAACCGCGCGAGCGGGCCGGCCAGGGAAGGCCGCGCUCUUCCUCCAACCGGGUUGCGAGGAGGGAUACAUCGAGCUCCUGAAAUCCGCGACGCCGCUCACGCCUCAGUCCUACGAUUCCACGCUGCAGAAGGGCUUCGUAACGCCCAUCACUCUACCCAAAUCAGACAAGGGCUCAGAAGCCCAGACCUUGGUAUCGGAACGACAGACGCCGAACUCUCGCGCAGAAGCGCUUCAACUACAUAUAGAACAGCGCCUCCUGGCCUCCGACAAGGAAGGCACCGAGGGAGGAAAAGGGGGGGAUGCCAAGAAAUUGCUAGAUAAGGCGCGCCAGGCCUUCCGCUCACACAUCCGUGCGUACGCCACACACGUCCGCGACGAGCGCGGCUUCUUCGACAUCACACAGCUACAUCUAGGCCACGCCGCCAAGAGCUUCGGCCUGCGUGAGGCGCCCGGGGGUAUCGGUGGGGGGCCGUCGAGGCGGACUUAUAAACCUGGGCAACAGAAAGGUGGCAAUAGUGGUAGUGGGCAGAAUAAGAGCAGAGGGGACGAGGAUAACGAUGGCGAAAACGCUGUGGACGAAGACGCGGCGAGGAGGAUGAGGAUGAAGAUGAAGCAAGUUAUGAGCGCGGCUGGGGAGUUUAAUAUUGGUUGAUAUUUAUGGGAUUGGUGACGGGUGACGGGUGAUACCUUACGAACGAAUCGGACGAUUGGGGGGCUCAGGGGGGUGAAGACCGGCAUAGAUUAAAAAAAGUACGAGCAUAACGAAGAAGUAUAGUUGAUGAAGAAUUGUAUACGGGAUUCUUAGGUACCUACUUGGGGGCGCUGUCUUACAAAACUAGAGAGUGACCAAUUUAUAUUCAUACCUACCUACGCACCUAGGUUAUUAUUAUCGCAGAAACGCGAUGCGGUUAGACGAUUCAAAUAAAUGCGA
Molecule: messenger RNA, 2627 nt
Organism: Annulohypoxylon maeteangense
Lineage: Eukaryota; Fungi; Ascomycota; Sordariomycetes; Xylariales; Hypoxylaceae
Product: DEAD-domain-containing protein
Exons: 1
Coding region: 24-2348 (774 amino acids)
Biological process (GO): ribosome biogenesis
Cellular component (GO): nucleus
Molecular function (GO): nucleic acid binding; RNA helicase activity; ATP binding
Source: RefSeq, a predicted model, not a curated record